Kogia breviceps (pygmy sperm whale) is the source of this 2084-nucleotide messenger RNA. Lineage: Eukaryota; Metazoa; Chordata; Mammalia; Artiodactyla; Physeteridae. The record is from RefSeq and is a predicted model, not a curated record.
CCCGCGGCCGGAAGAACAACCACACGUCGAAGAGAGCGCCCGGCGAAGGAGGGCCCCCGGGACCAAGCCCCCGACGCUGGGGCACCGAGGCCGACCCCUCAGGUGCCGCCUGGGGCCACAUGCUGCCCUCUUGCUCAGAUGUUUGACCUACGGUAGGAAAAAGCAGCUGCCUCCAGCAGGUUGGAUGUGAAUGGACCAGGCCUGGGACGGAGCCCAUGGGCCUUGGCCAAGCAUAGCCAGUGUCCGAGUGCGGACGCUGAGCUGGCAGAGCCGGCGCAAGCCCCGCCCCCAGAGCACGGCCCCGGGGGCAGCCACAGCAGGUUGCCGGAGGGGGUUGCCGCCAGAGGAGCACCUCUCACCUGCCCGACUGCAGGCCCUGGCCCAGGUGGAUGACCUCCGACUGGUGAGCGUGCUGGAGCUGUGUGUCAACACCCACGAGAACAGCCUGGGGAACUUUGGGCUGCACCUGCCCAACCUCAGCCAGCUGAAGCUGAAUGGCAGCUGCCUGGGCUCCCUGAGGGACCUGGGCACCUCCCUGGGCCACCUGCAAGUGCUGUGGCUGGCUCGCUGUGGCCUGGCUGACCUGGAUGGCAUCGGCUCCUUCCCGGUCCUGAAGGAACUCUACCUUUCCUACAACGACGUCUCGGACCUGAGCCCGCUGUGCCUGCUUGAGCAGCUGGAGGUGCUGGACCUGGAGGGCAACUGUGUGGAGGACCCGGGGCAGCUGCGCUACCUGCAGCUGUGCCCGCGGCUGGCCACGCUCACCCUGGAGGGCAACCCGCUAUGCCUGCGGCCCAGCCCCCGCCCCGCCCACCAGGUGCCCCAGGACUACAACUACCGGGCAGAGGUCAGGAAGCUCAUCCCCCAGCUGCAGGUCUUGGAUGAGCUGCCAGCCACACACACACGACUGCCGACCUCCCGGAAGCUAGACCACGACUGGCUCAUGGUGAAGGAGGCCAUCAAGGAGGGCAGCGUCCUGGACAGCCUGCUCCCCGGGCUGGGUUCUCCCCAUGGAUCCCCCGUUUGGAGACGCAGCCCUGAGCUAUGCUCACCUGAGACCCAGUGCAGAGCCCCCAGGCCCUGGCCCCUCUCCCUGCUGGUCCCCGGAGGCCCCCUGCCUGCAGGCCUUCUUCCCCAGGGCCCAGCCCCAGAGGACGACGCCAGCAGCCUCACCCACGGUGCCGGCCGGGUCCUCUGUGGAAACCCCGCCAAAGGCCUGCAGGAGCGCCGGCACCAGUGCCAGGUACAGCCUGCUCCCCCCGAAGGCCGUGCCCCGGCCUGACAGCGCCUGCCCCAGCACCCCCCUGAAGACCUGGCCGCCCGGGCCUCCGCCCCGGGGCCUGACACUGCAGACAGCCGCCGCCUCCUGGCCUCGGCCGGGCUUCCGGCCUUGAGGGAGCUGCGCCUGCGUCCCCUCCCCAGUAGGUUUCUGGAGCCCCGGGAGGAGGGGGCCGCCGCCCCCAGGGGCCCACAGAAGGGCCCUGAAGAAGAGCAGGACAAGGCUGGGCCCAAGACUCGCCCCAGCCCCCCGAGCCUGGCCCCAGAGCCUUCCAGGACCUUGGGCUAUAACCUGACCCCCUCUCCUCCCAAGUCCCUCAUGCCAUCUGACAGGGGCAGCAGCUCGUGGGGGUCCACAGAUCUGCAGUUCCGGGGGCGUCGCCUCAGAGCCCUGGGUAGUCUGGGGCCUGGCCUGGGUCAGGGGCUGGCUGCAGUGACUGCUCUGAGAGCCCUAGAGGUGGCCUCAGGCCCCAGCCCUCGAGCCGAAGGCUGUCCAGGCCCAAAGCCAGCACCAGAUCCAGCAGCCAGACCCCCAGCCUCCGAUGCAUGCCGCACCUGAACCUCAUCACCCCAGCCCACCCCCACCCCUAGUGUACACCACUACCCACUGCCAGGCUGGCCUGGGCGGUAGGCAAGGGCGCCAGGGCGAUUGUGGGAGCCCCCUUGUGAACUCUGGUCUCACAGAACCCAGAGGACCUGGGCGGGUGUGUUGGGGGGUGGGAAGUGAGCCUGGCACAGGAGAGGACCCUCUUGAUAGAGGGAAGUUAGGAGUUGGGACCACCACGUGUGGGAAGAGGGGGAGCCCA